UGUCUAGGCUGCCUGCCAUGACGGGGCCCACGCGCGCGGGGCUCUCCGCGGGGCCCGGCCGGCCCCCGCGAGGAGCGUGGAUGCUGUUCCUACUGCUGCUCACCAGUGCCGUGCCCGAGUCCCUGGAGCAGGACGAAGACAUCCCGCACAACGAAGUCCGGAACUGGGCGUUGAAGCUGGGCGUCACCUUGUGGGCCUACGGCAAGGAGACGACGAAGAUGAACGAGAUCCAACGGAAAUACCGCGAGAAGGACGUGAAGGUGGCGCGCAAGGACGGGCUGAUGCUGGUCCGCGACAUGACGGUGGAGCUGAAGAACAUGAUGGACGCCAAGAUGCACGCCGUGCUGAGGAUCAUGGACUCGGCCGAGCAGGCGGCGCUGUCGCACAAGAUGGAGCACAAGAACGGCAAGGCCACGGUGUGGUCGCCAGAGGCCGGCGCGCAGGGCCGCCGCGACGGCAUGCGGUCCUCGCGGCACUUCGACCACCUGCCCGUCAACACCAACCGCAGCAACACCAUGCUGGCCGAGGACGUCACCGAGCGCGACCCGACCGUCACGAACGGCAUCGUGUGGUCCGAGCUGCUGGACGCGCUCUUCAUCAACAACUACGAGACGGACCCCACGCUGUCCUGGCAGUACUUCGGCAGCGCCAGCGGCUUCCUGCGCCGCUACCCAGCCUCGCGCGUGCCGGCCGACGAGUUCUUCGGCGACGCGCGCGCCGAGAUCCACGACUUCCGCACGUCGCAGUGGUACGUGUCGGCCGCCACCAGCCCCAAGGACGUCGUCAUCCUGCUGGACUCGUCGUCCUCCGUCAGCUCCACCAAGCGCGCCCUGGCGCUGCUCACGGCGCGCACCAUCCUGGAGACGCUGGGCGACAACGACUUCGUCAACGUGUUUCGCUUCGCGGACACGGCCGCCGAGAUCGUGCCGUGCUUCAAGGACAUGCUGGUGCAGGCCACCACGGCCAACCUCCGCGAGCUGAAGGCCGGGCUUGGCGGCGUGCGUCCGGAGGGGUCCGCCAACACGACCGCCGCGCUGGUCACCGCCUUCGACCUGCUGCACCGGUACAACCGCACGGGGCAGGGCAGCCAGUGCAACCAGGCCAUCAUGCUCAUCACCGCCGGGCCCGUGCUGGCCUCCUACAGCAACGUCCUCAAGCACUACAACUGGCCGCACAUGCCGGUGAGGAUGUUCACGUACCUCAUCGGCAAGGACUCGAGCACGGCGUCGGAGCUCAACAAGAUCGCCUGCGGCAACAAGGGGUACUUCAACCGCAUGAGCAACCGCAAGGACGUCCGCGCCCAGGUGCUCAAGUACGUGUCCGUGAUGUCGCGGCCACUCGUCAUGUACCAGAACGAGCACCCCGUGCAGUGGACGCCCGUCUACCGCGGCGGCAAGGGUAACAGCCUUCUGCGCGACGAAGUCAAGUACGGACAGCUCAUGACGUCGGUCAGCGCCCCUGUGUUCGACCGACGGAACGCCACGGAACGCGUGGCGAACUUGCUGGGAGUCGUUGGGACGGAUAUCCCUAUCGAGCAGAUCAUGAAGUUGGUCCCGCCGUAUAAGCUCGGCGUCAACGGCUACGGCUUCCUGGUGGACAACAACGGACACGUCCUUUUCCACCCGGACCUGCGGCCCAUGCAAAACUCGCAACAGUUCCAGGACACCCUCAAACCGGAGUACAACAGCGUCGACCUGACGGAGGUCGAGCUGGUGGACAGCGACGGCGGGCCGCGGGAGAACAACUCCAUGCUCCUCGAUCUGCGCCACGACAUGAUCGACCAGAAGGAGGGCGAGACGGACCUCACCAUCAAGACGGACUUCAACGGCAUGCGCGUCGCCACCCGCCGCAACAAGUACUUCUACAACCCCAUCUACGGCACGCCGUUCUCGCUGGCGCUGGCCCUGCCCGAAGGCUACGGCAUGUACGAGGCCAUCGGCGAGGAGGAGAUCAAGCGGAGCCCCGUGAACCUCACCGAAUGCUUCAAGGGAGACAACUGGAGAGUGCACCCGGACUGGGUGUACUGCGAGUACAACUACGCGUCCGACCACCACUUCAAGUCGCCCGAGGACCAGUUCCUCCACUUCCUGAACAAGGUGCGCAAGCCCGGCUGGAAGUGGAUGUCGCAGCGCCACUGGACCCCGCAGGCCGUCAAGGACAUGAAGAAGCUGGACCGCGACUCGUACUACUGCGACAAGACCCUGGUGCAGUCGCUGGUCUACGACGCGGUGGUGACCCAGACCCUCGACCAGCCCCCUCGCCUGGACCGCCCCUCCAACGCCAACGAGGACCGGCACCCUAUAGCCGUUCUGAUGGCUCUAUGGCGAAGCGAGGGCUACCAGUUCUUCGGCGCCACCAUGUCGUUCGUGGCGACGCGCAGCGGGCUGCUGCGCUGGCAGAAGCUCGGCGACGGCCACCACUCCGAGAAGAACCCCGUGUUCAGCGAGGCGCACCGCCGCUCCAUCGACGAGACCUGGUACAAGCGCGCCGUGGACCAGCACCGCGUUGAGCCCGAGUCCUUCGUGUACUCCGUGCCCUUCGACGCCGGGCAGCGCGGCGGCAAGCCCCUCGUCACCGCCACCCACGCCGUGUUCGUGGAGCACAAGGGCCACCGCGCGCCCGCCGCCGUCGUCGGCGUGCAGUACCUCCAGUCCAUCCUGUCGGCGCACUUCCUCAACAUCACGUCCACGUGUACCUCCAAGUGCAGCAAGACGUGCAAGUCGGACGAGCUGGACUGCUACGUGCUGGACAACAACGGCUUCAUCAUCCUGUCCGAGGUGGCCGAGCAGGCCGGCGCCUUCUUCGGCCAGGUGGACGGCACCAUCAUGGACUCGUUGGUGCAGGACCGCAUCUUCAAGCGCGUCGCCGUGUACGACUACCAGGGCGCGUGCUCCGACCAGGACUCGCCCUACAGUGCGGCGCCCGGCAGCCCCCGCGCCCCGACCGUCGCCUCGCUCUUCCGCUCGCUCACCGAGGGCGUGCUCGCCUACGUGGCUGCCGCGGCCUUGGACCUCCAGAUCGGCGCACUGCUCAGCGACACCUGGGCCGCCACUGCGCGCAUGCUGCGGGACUACCCGAGCUUUGCCGACGACUACGACUCGGACGCCGACGUGGACGACGCGCAGGACGAGGACGACGUCGGCGAGGAGGAGGACGAGGAGGAGGAGGAAGACUCGGAGGACAUGGGGCGGAUGGGGGCGUCGGGGCCGCGCGACGGGUCGCAGGGCGAGGACGAGGUGUCCAACACCCUGGACGAGGUGCCCAUGCACGCGGGCGAGGGCGCGCGCGCCGGCCACGCCAACCACAUCAACGGCGUGGUGCCCCCGCACGGCACGCACGGCUCGCACGGCACCCACGGCACGCAGCACCGCGGCCAGCAGCCCGCCGUCGACCUGGAGCAGAGCGAGGGCGGCUGGACGCUGUACCGCAAGAAGGAGCAGUCCUCCGACCUGCCGGUGCCGGUGCCGCCGCCGAUGGUGUCCACGAGCGACGACGAGAUGCUGGUGCGCGCCGACGAGCCCGACGUGCUGCCGCCCGCCGAGGACGCCCCCGCCGCGCCGCCGCAGCCCACGGCCGCCGUCAACACGUCGCGGCAGCGGCCCUGCGACAAGCGCGUCGACCUGUACGUGCUGCAGCCCGACAGACUCAACGCCAGCGGCACGGCCAACCCCCUCAAGGGCAAGCUCACCAACUGCCACGCCACGGGCUGCGAGAGGCCGUUCAGCGUGCAGAAGAUCCCGCACAGCAACCUCAUCCUGCUCGUGGUGGACACGCUGUGCCCGUGCGGCAACAAGAAGCUGGCCAUCCAGCCCCAGGAGGUGGUGUACGAGGGCGCCUCCUCCACCUGCAAGGGCCGCAACCCGCGCGACAACCUGGCGCGCCGCCGCCCGCCCAAGUGCAUCUCCUACCACCCGGAGGAGGUGGAGAUCCACGCGUGCGGGUCCGCCACCAAGCAGUCCCUGUCCACCGUGGCGUCCUGGACGUUCCUGGUGCUGGCCACGCUGCGGCACGUCGGGCUGGCCUGGCUGGCCUCAUGAUGGACCGGGCUGUGACACUGUGACACGUGACGUCGCCGCUGGUCCUUCCCCCGCCAGACUGUUGUUAUUCGUUGUUGUUACCGGGCGAGUGUCGGAGCGGGGGGCGGAUGGAGCGGCCCUGCUCCCACUCCCACUCUCCCCAGCCAGUCAAUGAAGUGCCGGGCUCUGCUGUGGAGGCUGGAGGGAGGAAGCGCCAACCAGAAGGGCUGCUCUAACAUCAUCAGAUUUGUUGCAGUGCAGUCAGUGCAGCAACCCCUCACCCAAUCUGACUCCCCCAGGACUUGUUUCUGGGCCGGCAUUUCUUUGCCUGUGUAAGUUGUGAAUGUUUGUGCCAAUUGGGCAUUCACAUCUAUUUGGUGAUCUCUCGACAAUAUUUCUAAUUCAAUUGUUUUGGUGUAUUAAAGGCACCUGUGAAAGUAUGGGUUAAGAGAACCACUAUUCAUAAUCACAUUUAGACGUUAAGAAGGUUAUGAAUGAGGCAUAUCGAAUUUCAUGUCAAAAAAAACUAUUCUUCAUCAAAUUUUAAAAAUCUGUUGACAUAUCCGAUCCGGCCAGCAAAUGUUUCCAUAUAGUGGUUACUCGUAUCAAGCUUGUAUACUGUGCACACCUACACAUAUCUCAUUACAUGUCAAGAUUUAUCUUGAGCAGUCAGUUCAGAAACCUAUGGCUUCAAUCUUGUUUUGUCUAUUUGUGACUGAAUAGUAUUCUAUGACUGUUAUAAAUAUUACAAUUAUACCAGUAGUAUAUAAAGUUCAUACAUCCAAGAUGUUAAUUGUUAUAAUUUAGAUGUUACUUUGGUUAAAUUAUUAGGGACGUUAUAUGAAGAGUUAAGAGUUACAUUACUUACAUGUCAUAUCUCACACAAUGCUUCGUAGAAAACAUUUUCAUGCGACCAAAACUUCCUAUAGCCUUUAUGUAACAUAAAACGUAUCUUCUUGAGACAAUAAUGUUUUAAAAUGAUUGGUUUAUUUAUGAAAAUGUUUCACUCCGAUAGAAAAUUUUAUGCUGUUAGGGAUUUUAUUUUUCCCGUCCUUGUAGUUGGUGUAUAGUUAUAACACAUUUUAAUCGUGUUGUUGUUUUAAAAUUAUAAACAAGGCGCUGAGUGGUACCACAACUGGUUUGCUUCAAAAGCCUACUGGUUGCCUUCAAAGUGUAAUUUUUUUCCUUUUUUUGUUGUUCUUUUGUACUUUAUGGUUCAUUAUAAUUUAAUGAAAAUUGGGAAAUAAUUGGAUUUCACAUUGUAUAAACAUAACACAUAUCAGAUUGGACAUGUGACAAUAAUCACUCGCUAGUCAGGGUGAUGUGUAUGAGCAAUUUUCUCAGUUUUUAUCCUUACAGUAAAAACUGAAACCAUUGUCGGAAUGGUCCACAAUUGGGAAACCAUGUCAGACCUAGACAACCCUGACUAGGCUUCUCCAAUACUAUAUGUGAUUGAACAAGAUACUUUUAAAAAAUUAGCUUUCAAAAAAAAAAGCAUUGGUUGAAUGUAAGUACAUCACACAAACUCUCGUCCUAUGUUAUGCAUUUUAUUGUUAAGGCUGUGUGGGGGUACAAAAAUGCAAAACAUGAAGUACACUACUUGUUUGCCUGGUGCUGAUUAUGCUGUACUAUUAAGAUUAAAUUUUAAUAUUGACUUAAGCUACAAUGUACACACUACAUUGCGUUAUAACUACUGAACCCUCAUCAGUGUGCCCCUUUGGCAAACACUAUCCAUAUGGUAAUAAUCAAUCUAAAGUAGUACAAACAUGGCACAGAUGAUAUUGUACAUUUAUUUUCGAAAUAAAUAACAAAUUCCAAUGUAGGCCCUAUCGAUAAAUGCUGUGACUCAGUAAUUCAGUAAGGGAGGGUCAUUAAAAGCAUAUUUGUCAAAAAAACGAAAAAGAUUCUCCUUUAUAUAUUGGGUCACGUUAUUAUUUGAGCAUGUUGCACAAAAAGGAUUAAAAUUGAUUGACCAGAGUAAGUUUUUCAAUAACUAUAUUUAAUUUCUACAAAUCUAAGUAAAUCCAAAAUAUCCAACUUACAAAUAUAAGACAGAUUAUACAUAUUACUUGUGCAAAUAUAAUUAUUUGGAAUGAUUGGUGAGUUUGUACAUAUUGAGUGAAUGUUGGUGAGUAUCGUGUGAUGUAGCACUGAGUUUCCAGAGCCUGUUAUCAUAAGGUUACAAAAUGAUGUUGUAUAAUUAAGUUUUGUUACAAUUUCGUAUUUAUGAAGUGAUUGAAACAAUAAGCAGAAAAAGAAACGAUGCAUUCUGCAUAUCAUACAGCAUUUAUGUAGACACUCUGUGAGUGUUGUUGACUAACAGUCCCAGUUCCUUUCCUUCAGUUUGUGGUCCAUUUGUUGGGCCUAUUUUCUGUGUACUUGUCUCUGUGGCUAAGCUCUUGUAAAAUUUCAAGUAAGUCUGCUAGCUAUGUCAAGAUUUUACUAAGAGUUCAAUGUUUUGAUUUUUUUUUUUUUUGAUUGAUUUUUUUUAGAGAUAAGUGGUUUAAGCUGACUUGGUCGGUAUUUAAUUGUCUUAAGAUUUCUAAAAUGGAGAGGUAUCUUGAUUGAAUUGCACGGAAAGUAUUUUUGCAGCCCUUGUCUCUACUUUUUUCUCCAGAGAGAACAUGGUCCUGAAAACAGAGGAAGAGAAAACUUGCACUUGCAUGCAAUGCAAAAAUUUAUGAUACAUCCCAGCAUUUCCCUCAACUACAAGACAAUUAGUUUCUUCGUUAUACUCUACGUACUUGUCUGUAAAUUACUGUCUUGCACCCAAAACCUUGUUGGUUGCAAAUUGUUCGGAGGAAAAUUUUGUUUUUACAUUGCAUAUCCAGUUGGUAACGUUAAACAUAGAAGAUUGGGACUUUUUUUUACAAGCUGCUGUAAAUUGUGCUGACCCCAUUUUGGAUGCUACCUGAUUUGAUCUGUUCCCAAUUCUGGACCUAGUCCACCCCCUGUCUCCUCUUUAUUUAAUUUUAAAAUAGGAUUCUAUGUUUGUCAAAAUGUCUUCCAUCUCUUCCCUCUUAUUUGUUUAAAUCCAAAAUGGUGUCUGAUUGUGUGUAUGGCAUGCUUAAGCAUUGAUAUCAAUGGCAGAUUUCAGAAAAACAAUUUUGAAAUGGUAGGCAUCAAUAUUGAUGCCAAUUUUGACAGAGUUGCACCAUGUAUCUGGAUCUGGGUUUGCCUGGAGAGGCGGAGCAUCCUCUCCGUGAUCUGAAUGCAAGGAGCCUGAGAGUGGAUAUUGUUGGAUCUGUAUAAGGUCAAAAGAGUCUUCCAUUUGUAUAGAAGAAAUUAUGAAGCUAAGAACUCCUGAAGGUUAAGAUAGCAUUGAGAUAGAUCUGCAUUAGAAAAUGAAAGCGCAAUGUUAAUCUCAGAUGAAUAAUUUAUUUUUUUGUAAUAUAAUGUAUUGAAAUGCUUUGUCAAUGACAAAACUUUGUUUUUGUCUAGGAAAAAUAAUAUUUCUGUUAUGUUCCAGAGUUGAGUUAGUUAAUUCUGAUCUGUUCGUUUGUCAAAAUUUCAGUCCUUGAACUCAAACUAUGUUGUUAUGAUUCAAUUUUGAGAAUUUUUGUACCUUAUCUACUUUCAUUAAUUGCAUCUUUUCGCACCCAAUACUAGUGAAUGAUAGCUUUUAUGUCUACUGUUUAGCUAUAGUCUCACUCUUUGCGUUUGGGUGAAGUGGAGCUUACCGAGGUGGCCCACCUUGCAGAAUGAUAACUGAUGUGUUGUGUAAAAUACAACUUAUAAUAAAGCUUAUUCCACAAUUCAA
Messenger RNA from Thrips palmi, 7776 nucleotides. RefSeq names its product voltage-dependent calcium channel subunit alpha-2/delta-4 (gene stol). Gene Ontology annotation, cellular component: voltage-gated calcium channel complex. The record is from RefSeq and is a predicted model, not a curated record. Bases 18 to 4037 code for a protein of 1339 amino acids. Gene Ontology annotation, molecular function: voltage-gated calcium channel activity. The transcript has 28 exons. NCBI's taxonomy places the organism in Eukaryota, Metazoa, Arthropoda, Insecta, Thysanoptera, Thripidae.